CAAAUAUUUCCCAGAUGAUCAUAUCUAGACAUUUGGAUUUCUACUCUACUCAUUUCUGCCCGAUUUAAAUAUAAUGUAUUCUGAUUUGCCCGACCAUCGUUACCAAGUUUUCCAGAAGACCCUGCUUGAGCAUGAGUACCAUCAUGAGGAUGCUUUUGUCUCUGCCAGCCUUUCACGUCUUCAUCAUGGCGUCUACGAUCUCGACAAACUAAAUCUCGAUGGACCUCAGCCAUACAAUGUCACUUUUGUAGCUAUAACUUUUGUCUUUCACCCCAUGCACUCUGUUGAGCGUAGAUUUAAAAGAGCUCAAAUAAGCAUUCAGGCUUUUAAAACCACAGGGGAAAAGGUUACCGAUCAACCGCUGAGGAUUAUCAAAUUUGCUCCACAUAUUGCAUUUGGUCGCUAUUCGACGGAGAAUUUACAUUGGAAUUUUUCCUUGGGUAAGUAAUUAACUUUUACUUCAAAUGCACCAGGAACGAAAAGCUUUGGUUGAGAGCCUUGAGUCUGGGGCAGGGUUUCCGAUAGUUCGGACUGCAUUUCAGAUCCGAAACUCAUGAACUUGUGAGUAUAAAUGAGUAUUCUGGGCGAAUUUAGUGCUUCAAUCAGUUCCAGAUUUCAAACCGGCUCAGUGAUAGGCUGAGGAAUCAAUAAUCCAUCAUUGGAGAAUGACAGCAGCCCAGACUAUUGAAAAGUCGGGAUUAGCUCGUCUAAUAAUGUUUCUAACUUCACUAUCAGGAGCCAUCCUAGGGGUCUCUUUACCGACCACCGCAGCUGUCACUCCCUCGACUGAGUACGAUAAAUCAAAGGUCAUCGGCAGCACGUUAAAGAUACAAGGUUCAACUCGAUCUGCUAAAGGCAUCGAGAGCAGCAAGCUUGUUUGGUCGCUCGAAGAGAACGAACAACAGGCUACCGGACUUCCCCGAGAAUUCACCUUCGUCUUCUUGAUCGAACAGCCAGUCGCUAAAGCACCAUUCGCCUUGGAAAUUGGAAUUAAGCCUGUCUUUUCACAUAGUGUCGAGACAAGUAUCUUUGGCGAUGAGAUCAGUCAGAAGUCUGACAUACUAUCCGAUGAAGUUGGACAAACGUAGGUUACUUCUUAUUUGAGAUCAUUGAAACGAUGACUUGAGUGCCAGAUUCUCUCUCUUCGACUGGUGUUAAAAUUUGCGGCAGGUUUUCUAGCAGUCCACAUGCAUUCAAUUUCGCUACCAUGCUCGGAUCAUUCGAACAUUUAGUAGAGCUGCCAGGAAGUGCCUCGACCAUUCAGGUAAGGGUAUUUACUAUGGACGGGGCAUAUUGUUGACAUUGUUUUAGGACUACGUUGCCACUGAAUCUGGUAUUCACAUUAAUAUUCCGGAGUCCUCAGAGUAACUAAGACACAUUAUUUCAACAGCUACUAAAUACAAUGAUGAAUAUUCCACGUUUCAGUCUUUGCAAUUUUUCUCGCUGGCCACGCGAUAACUUUCUUUCGUAUUUAAAUAUCUGUUGUCCAUAUUGAUAAAAUCUAACAGCAGACAAACAUUCAACUGCUGGACUAAGCUAGAGCUGGAGGUGGUAUGGC
Messenger RNA from Sclerotinia trifoliorum, 1558 nucleotides. The record is from the annotation of a GenBank genome assembly. NCBI's taxonomy places the organism in Eukaryota, Fungi, Ascomycota, Leotiomycetes, Helotiales, Sclerotiniaceae.